Molecule: messenger RNA, 449 nt
Organism: Hypomesus transpacificus
Lineage: Eukaryota; Metazoa; Chordata; Actinopteri; Osmeriformes; Osmeridae
Exons: 3
Coding region: 1-363 (120 amino acids)
Source: RefSeq, a predicted model, not a curated record
AUGAAGUACUUCUACCUGAAGGCGUGCCUUCUCAUCCAAUGGCUCAUUUUCUCUCUGCUCCCUCUGGCUUGGUGUUCUCUGGCUCUCUCCUCAGUGCAUAGGUCACUCAGCUCGACCGACAGCCCUCCACUGAGCCCUCAUACACAUUUCCCUGCAGUGAGCGGAGCCUUCAUGGAUUCCCCGUACAACGGCAACACGUCCCUGCAGACGUCCACCUCCAACCUGAACGCCAGCUUCUCGCGGCCCCCGGAGCCGGAGGACAACGGCAAGGUGUCCAGCGAGACCAUCUGGCUGUGGGUGGCCGUCAUCGCCACCAUCGGCAACAUAGUGGUGGUGGCCGUGGUCUGCGCCUGUGCCUUCUGACCGCCACACGCUCCCACUUUUACGUCCCGACCGGCCCCAGACCACUAGCACACAGCCUGGAUCUCCUAACUCAACCAUCCCCCCCC